AUGGCUAAAUUAUUUAAUCGCUCCUUGCCCGAGUCUAUGGUUGCUCAUCACAAAACGCUGCGUUCUGCCGACAAAGAGGAAAUCUCCAAGAUCGAGUCGCCAAACAACAAAAUAUUAAGACAACAAAGAAAGCUUGAGAAGCGCCAGAGACAACGAUUGUUGAAACGAAAUCUCAACCAAGAUGAUAUCUUGCAGGUCGGCUCUCUUCAUGAUGGAGGCACCAUGUUCAAGACUGCUGUCAACGACUCUCCAUUCUAUAAUAACAACUGCACCGAUAAUGACCAUAACAUUGAUGACUACACGAAUAACAACACAAAUGUUCUUAAUUCCAACGAUAAUGAUAACAGUGCCAAUAAUAAUACCCUUUCCAAUAGUCACAAAAAGAAUCUGAAUAUUGAUUUCUAUUAUGGCUAUUCACCAAUCCAAAUUCUGAUAAAAUUUUAA
Molecule: messenger RNA, 444 nt
Organism: Ascoidea rubescens DSM 1968
Lineage: Eukaryota; Fungi; Ascomycota; Saccharomycetes; Ascoideales; Ascoideaceae
Exons: 2
Coding region: 1-444 (147 amino acids)
Source: RefSeq, a predicted model, not a curated record